Molecule: messenger RNA, 742 nt
Organism: Haliotis rufescens (red abalone)
Lineage: Eukaryota; Metazoa; Mollusca; Gastropoda; Lepetellida; Haliotidae
Product: acid-sensing ion channel 1-like
Exons: 3
Coding region: 16-273 (85 amino acids)
Biological process (GO): sodium ion transport
Cellular component (GO): membrane
Molecular function (GO): sodium channel activity
Source: RefSeq, a predicted model, not a curated record
CCCGGGCCUAACCUGAUGAAAGUUGACAUCGGUCUGGUCGACAUGGCGUACACUGAAGUCAGGCAGAUGGAGGGCUACCCAUGGAUGUCUCUGAUUGGCGACAUCGGCGGAACUCUUGGGUUGUGCCUAGGUGGCAGUGUGUUAACAUUGGUGGAAAUUGUUGACGUCAUCCUCACGUGGGUUUUCUUCAGAGAUAAAGAUAAAUGUCAGCUCGAAACCGAAUUGAAGGCACCAGACAAGGGCACUGAUGAACGGACACAGUGCCCAUUAUAGAGCUCCCUGUGGUGGAAAUGAACACAUGAUUAUUUGGACUUGAAAUGAAGCUGAAAAUACGUCAGUUCCUCGGCAGUGUCUAAUAUACCUUUCAAUAUAUUCAGCGAUCACAUCUCCAAGCAAAAAGUCACAUUCAAACUAUGUCUCGCUGAGAAUGAACAGUGUCAAAGCAUACUUUAACGCUACAAUUGCACAGCUACCUUGUCAAAUCUUGGCCAGACAAUCUAGCAUCGAUCUACGCAAUUGUGAUACGAUAAUAUGCAGCAACCAAGAGAGCGCCUGACCAAGCGAUCCCGUUAGUGCCCUCUUACGAAAAGUAUGGGUUGCAGAAGACCAAUUCUAAACCGGAUCUUCACAAGGCACAUUUGAAGUCAUCUUGUUGCAUUUGACAUACAAAAACCCUUUCCAUUGCCACAAGAAAUCUCUUCUUAAAGCAGAGUCGAUCUUACUAUAGCAUGAGCAUGUGUUU